AUGGCAUACUCUGACUUUUCGCUCGUUUUAGGUCACUGGUCCCAGAGAUUUAGACGUAUGCGGGUAUACAAUCCUCGUGCAACAUUUGAGCAAGCGGAAUUGAUCUCUAAGCUCUUCGAAGAGAGUAAGAAAAACAAAAAGCAGAGUGUAAAGCAAAAACAGAAGACAACAGAAAGUGAAGAAAAGGUACAGACUAUCAACUUCACCGACCUUCCAAGCGACAUUCUGCUCAAGAUUUUCGGCUACAUAUCGAAUCCAAUCGAAUACACUAACCAAGCGUCGCAGUCUAAUUAUCCUUUUGGAGCUCGCCGAAUCAUAGCUGUGAAGAGGCUGUAUCGGUUACGAUGUGUAUGCAAGAGGUUCAGGGAUGUGAUCAACGAAUUUCAUCAACACUUACCUAAACCGUCGAUUGGGCUUCGAUUACAAGCUCCGGUGGAACGCGAUCGAAAUUACGGCGGUUAUGUUGUCGCAUACAUAUAUGGUGAAAGUGGUAGACGAUAUUUUUCUAAGUGCGUGGUGAUCAAUGAGGUUCCUUCUGCGAUUUUGUGA
This is a messenger RNA of Cooperia oncophora, 549 nucleotides long. Lineage: Eukaryota; Metazoa; Nematoda; Chromadorea; Rhabditida; Trichostrongylidae. The record is from the annotation of a GenBank genome assembly.